Messenger RNA from Scylla paramamosain (green mud crab), 775 nucleotides. RefSeq lists its product as uncharacterized. Lineage: Eukaryota; Metazoa; Arthropoda; Malacostraca; Decapoda; Portunidae. The record is from RefSeq and is a predicted model, not a curated record. The coding region runs from base 81 to 584 and encodes 167 amino acids. The transcript is spliced from 6 exons.
UCCUGCACGCCAUCCAGCACUACAGUCGAAACACCGCGGGCAGGAGGCUUCAGCUUCACGCCUUUGUGGGCAUCAUCAGUAUGGCGGAUGCCUUCAAGAUCUCCAGACUGAGUGGUAACACGGAGAGCAAGUGGAAGAAACCUUGGGAGACUUCCAUGACUCAGGAACAAGCACACCUCACUGGGAGCCUUGUGACUGACAGGUGGUUCAGACCGACUGGGAGACAUGACGUCAGUGCCACCAUGCAGGGAGUAAAACCAAGAGGAGGAAGAGGAGCAUUCAAGAGACAUCAGCUGGCCAGCAGUCCAUUCAGACACACACACACACACACCCAGGCUUCCAAGUUGAUAAUCCAAAAGCCAGCAGAUGACAGCUUCCUUCCAGCACACACUUGUAUCGCCCAACUUGACCUGCCUGAAUACAAGCUGAUACAGUCCAUGCAGCAGGGAGUGCAGCCUCUACAAGUGGUGGAGGGCAUGGACACUUGGAUAUGGAUGACACUGGUUUGGGUGCCAAAUAUUAAUAGUGCACCUACACAAUUACCACACUCGCUCCUCUCACCAGGCUUAACUAUAAAUAAUUAAAGGAGUGAGUGAGGAGGCACAUCUGUCUGUGAUUAGGGAAUGCAAAUGACGAUGUUCCAAGGACGUCACCCUGUCCUGGGCCAUGACAUGAGAGAGAAGAGGAAAAAAGGACUCUCUCUCUCUCUCUCUCUCUCUCUCUCUCUCUCUCUCUCUCUCUCUCUCUCUCUCUCUCUCUCUCUCUCUCUCUCUCU